This is a messenger RNA of Histoplasma capsulatum G186AR, 804 nucleotides long. RefSeq lists its product as uncharacterized. Bases 1 to 804 code for a protein of 267 amino acids. The transcript has 7 exons. Lineage: Eukaryota; Fungi; Ascomycota; Eurotiomycetes; Onygenales; Ajellomycetaceae. The record is from RefSeq and is a predicted model, not a curated record.
AUGGAUACCAAUUCUCUGCCCUCGCAACAAACCCUAGUAGUAAAAAAGGCCAAACAAAGGACGGCGUAUUCCACGCACGCGGGAACUUUUGGGCACGCACAUUUGUCACAAACAUCAAUUGGCGUCAAAGAUCAGACCCCCGCAGUCUCCUCUAUCAUGAGAAAUCCCCCGGCAAAAUGGGUUCCAGCAAAUUUCCCCAUACAUCCGAUAAUGCAGAGCAGAAACCCGAUAUGUGCGAGCUCCGUGAGCUCCGUCACCGCUUGCCCGGAGCGACAAAAUCCAAGCAGUGACAAGCGUGUCAACUGCGAGUACGAGCACGAGCACGAGCACGAGCACGAGCACGAAUACUUCGUCUCCUUCAUCUUAUCUUUCAUUCCUCAGUCGUUACUAGACGGUGGCUCAAAUUUAGUGUGCACCAUCAAAUGCACUCUUGCUUCGUGUCGCGUGUCCACUCUCACAAUACGUGGUGCCAUUGAGACGGGAUGUAGCCAUGAAUUAAAAAUGGGGAAAGAUGUGGUUGAGGUUGCAGGUAAAACCGCCAGACCACGAUGGUUACUCAUUGGUCACUCCUCAGCUCAAUUGCAUCGAAACGGAGAGCAAAUCCUGCGAAACAUGAUGAUUAUCACGCCUCCUGAUCAGGAACCGCUUGACUCAAUGCCCUGCGCUGCGGAAACGAGACUACCCAGUGUCAAGGAUAUACAACUAGCCUCGAAUGGUCCGCGGUACAAGCCCUUUGAUCUCCAAACCACAGUCAACGUUAAGGGCUCGGCGUUCACCUCUUUCGAAUUAUCAAAAGGGAAAUAA